Molecule: messenger RNA, 2862 nt
Organism: Cladophialophora yegresii CBS 114405
Lineage: Eukaryota; Fungi; Ascomycota; Eurotiomycetes; Chaetothyriales; Herpotrichiellaceae
Exons: 1
Coding region: 1-2862 (953 amino acids)
Biological process (GO): proteolysis
Molecular function (GO): metalloexopeptidase activity
Source: RefSeq, a predicted model, not a curated record
AUGGCGAGGGUGUCUAACCCCUUCGGAUUCACUCGUUGGCCUGUCACCAUUAUCAGCAGCGUUGUUUACCUUGCCAUCGGUAUCGCUCUAAUCAUCGUCCACACGACUGUGCCUUCACCUCCGAGCUCGCCGACUCCGAUUCAUGGCAUCAACCUUACAGAAGCGUGGCUGGACCUUCAGCUUCUGACUUCCUCUUACCGUCCCUACAACAGUCGCCGCAACGACGCGGUUCACGACUGGCUCCUCAAGCGAAUCGAGACGAUAGUAAAAGAGAAUGACGCGACGGCAUACAUCUUUGAGGACAAUGUUUCCAAUCUGACCUUCUCAUCUGCCGGGGUUGUCCCCAGUUCGGGCGUCUCUGUUUACUUCGAAGGGACCAACAUUAUCGUCUAUGUGCCGGGCAAGGAGGAUGACACUUCCAAAUGGUGGCAGGAUCCGAACGGAAAGCCUUCUACACGAAAUGCCGUACUGGUGAACGCACAUUAUGAUAGUGUCUCUACAGGCUUUGGCUCGACGGAUGACGGUGUGGGUGUAAUAUGUGUGCUGCAGCUGCUCAAGUACUUUACCACGCCUCGGAACAGCCCAAAGAAUGGAUUGGUUCUACUCUUGAACAACGGGGAAGAAGACUUUCUCAAUGGCGCAAACGUGUUCAGCCAACAUCCUAUGGCCAAGAUGGUCAGCUCAUUUCUCAACCUUGAAGGAGCUGGUGCGGGAGGAAGAGCUGCCCUCUUUCGAAGCACGGACGAGGGUGUGACGAAGGCCUAUGCGCACUCCAAAUAUCCUUUCGGUUCCUCCACUUCGGCAGAUGGUUUCAAUCGAGGCCUCGUCAGGAGUCAGACUGAUUACGUGGUGUUCAAUGGGAAAUUGGGCUACCGUGGCCUCGAUCUCGCAUUUAUUGGGCCCAGAGCUCGCUACCAUACCGAUCAAGAUGACUCUCGACACACCGGCAAAAGUUCUCUGUGGCACAUGCUGUCUGCAGCUGUUGCAACCUCGGAGGCCUUGACUGCCGCCUCGCUCAGAACGGAUCUGGACCCGAACAAAGUUCAAGGCAGCCGGGCGCUCUGGUUCGAUGUGUUUGGCCAAACCUUUGCCAUUCUGAGGAGCCACUCUUUCUUUGCCUUGUCCGUCAGCCUGCUUGCCGCUGGACCUAUCAUACUUCUCAUCACCGUCGCCUUGUUGUAUCGAGCAGACAAGUUUUACCUCUUCUCAGGCGCUCGAUAUGCCCAUCACCCACACGGAGACGAGAAAAUCAAGUUGUACGGGUGGCGAGGUUUCUUCCGUUUCCCACUGAUUCUGCUUUUGGCUUGUGCAGCCCCAGUUGCCCUGGCGUAUCUCAUCUUCAAGGAGAAUCAAUACAUCGCCCACAGUAGUGAAUGGGCUGUCUGGUCUAUGAUGACUGCGGCCUUUAUCUUCGUCGCAUGGUUCUUCUGUCGAGCAGCUGACUACGGCCGGCCCUCCUCGCUUACUCGGGCCUAUGGCUUCUCCUGGAUGUGGGGCGCCUGGUGGGUAUUCCUAAUCGUGGCGGUGGUUUUCGAAGAGCACCUUCACCUGGUCGGCCUGUACUUCGUCCUGAUCUAUGCAGCCCUAGUCUGGCUGGCCACCUGGGUCGCCUUUCUAGAACUAUUCAGUUUGCCCAAAAAGUCGGCAUAUUGUCAGAAACUGGUCGGUGAAGAUGGCUCGACCCCUACACAGGCUACUUCAACUUCUGGCCAUGAGGACGAAGAAGAGCAUCCUACUGCGAAUGAGGAAGACGAACCCACAGAAAGGUCGGGCUUGCUAAGACGAGGCUAUCGUCGGGAACAACAAGAGCAUAACUCGGACACCAAAGAGAGCGACGGAAAGUCCCACAGUGAAGCCGAGCCGGAGUGGAGCAAGUCUCAGUGGUCGUUCCUGUGGCUGUUGCAGCUACUCGUUCUGGCCCCGAUCAACGUUAUCAUAGUCGGGCAGAUUGGUCUGCUACUGACCGAAGGGUUGCACCAGACCGGACAGGACGGGAGCUCGAUGUUCCUUCUAUACAUUAUGAUGGCGGUUUGCACGAUACUUCUCUUCUCCCCGCUCGUGCCCAUCCUCCAUCGCUUCACCUGGCAUGUACCGAUAUUUUUGCUGCUGGUCAUGAUCGGCACUCUGGCAUACAACUUGACUGCAUUCCCCUUCUCGAUGGACAACAGACUGAAGCUCUUCUUCCAACAGCAUGUCGACCUUGAAGGAGGAAACAACACUGUAUAUUUAAUGGGCGUCUCACCCUUUACGCGUCACGCGGUGGACUACAUACCCAGCGCGGCAGGACAGGAAAUUAAGUGUACGCCCGCUGGCCCCUCUAACUCUAGCAACGUGCAACGCUGCUCUUGGUCGGGCAUCCCGCCCAACGUUGCCAAUCCAUCCUCUGCGCAUGUCCGGUCUGCGAAAGAAACCGAGAGCUGGCUGACGUUCAAUGUUACCCGCUUGAACGUCAGUGACAGUGACAACUCAGCACGCUUUGUGCUGUAUGGCAAGAACACUCGAGCCUGCAAGCUUGUUUUUGAUACGACCCCAAUCAAGAGUUUCCAUGUUAAAGGGCAGGCGGCCAAGGACAAGCGCUUUGCCCCUGUCCCUGAAGCCGGCAGCCAGGAGAUUAGGCUGUGGAGUCGGACAUGGGGCAGUGCCUGGACUGUUUAUGUCAGUUGGGACAAUGCGUCAUCCGAGGAGGAGAAGGCUGGCACCAACGGCACGAUGAACGGGAAAGUGGUGUGUUUAUGGAGCGAUGCUAAUAAAAAUGGAGUGAUUCCUGCAUUUGAUGAAGCAAUGCAUUAUGUCCCUGACUGGGUGGCCAUCACGAAAGGCGGCGAUGGCUUGGUGGAGGGCUACAAACAGUUCAAGGUGUGA